This is a messenger RNA of Eimeria acervulina, 4497 nucleotides long. RefSeq lists its product as hypothetical. NCBI's taxonomy places the organism in Eukaryota, Apicomplexa, Conoidasida, Eucoccidiorida, Eimeriidae. The record is from RefSeq and is a predicted model, not a curated record. The coding region runs from base 1 to 4497 and encodes 1498 amino acids. The transcript is spliced from 2 exons.
AUGCUAGGGGACUCAUUUGCCGGCGUACUGCAGCGCAGCGCAGACACACUAACAUCUCUGGAGAUAUGGGAAGCGGAGCUGGCCGAGGCUACCCUGACAGCUCUCGCAGCAAUGCCGUCUCCGUGGAAAACUUGCAGCCAGCAGGCGAAGGAAUGGGGAAAUGCAUAUCUUGCCACGGCUCAGGCAUUAGAGACCUCUGUCGGCGCUCAUGUACUGCGCAGAGACCCCUGUCCCCGGGUUCAACGGCCUCAGCGUCUUUCCCAACCAUGCGGUAUGCUUCUGGCAACGGCGCAGGUCUUGCGAGAACGCUUCGCCCGCAAUCCUUCACAUACCAGUUUUUCCACAUCGGAUUCCGAGGUAGACACCAGCAGGCUACUGCGGCAUUCCCGGCAGUGGCAACAAGAGCAGCAGCGAGAUUCACAGAUGAAGCCCUCUGACCACGGCCAAUGUCGCUCUAGCGACAGUCUGCAAGGCAGAGGAUGCACCGCAUUGCCGUGCAGCUUGGAUACUGGGGGGGACCGCUGUAAAGGGACUCAAAUAGGAGAGCUUCGCCGUAGAAUUGCAGACAUAAAGAACUGUUGCUGCUGCAUAACUGCAGGAGAGACUGCGUUGAGAAUUUGGCGAAAAUUUGAGAGCGUACGUCUGGUAUUACCACGACUUAGGACUCUAGCCGCUGGGAGUUGGCGGCUGCUGCAGGCUGUGCAUUGCCCCAACCUGGAGGAGCUAAACCUCACGACCAACGCGGCAACGCCCCACAGGGAUUCUCCGGGCCGACUGCAACAACGGCGACAGCGACAGCAGCAGCAGCAUCGGCAGCAGCAACCACUCCACGGGCAACCUGACUAUUCCCAUCUCACUAUGGCUCUACAGGAGUGGGCACAUCGCAUCUCGGUAUCUGGUGGGCCACGAACUGUAGCUGAAUCUUCUGGAUACUCCGAGUCUGCGCUGCAGGAGUUGCUGCAUUUUCUACUUCGUAGCGGCUACAGCCUCCGCCAGAUCCAUGGCAGCUAUGCUGUAGGUCCUCUAAACGAGUCGUUGCUGCAGUCGGUAUCCACAGCAGGCAAUGUCCUUGUUGGAGCCAGCGACCCUGCGAAUGGGUCUCCAGAUAUAUCGGCGACGGUGCGAUCUCUAGCUACGACAGCAGUUCCUCCUGGAAGGGCUAAAGGCGGGCAGAGACUUGCUGGCGGGGGCUUCUUUUCUGGGGCACUGGCGGCUGCUGAUGCCAUCCUAAAUCCACAAGCAUCAACGCUUCUGCAGACAUGGGAUUUGCAGCCUACGAUUGCACCCGUUGCCGUCGCUGUCGGACGUACAGUAACCGGAAGUGCUAGUGGGCUUGCUAGGGGGAGCACGCCCAUUCAUGCUGCAGAGGAAAACUACGCAGCGCUGGCAUCUGAAGCUGCAGGCAGUGUGCUUGCUGCAGCAGCGGGUCUAUGCGCAGCAGUAGGAGGUGGAUGCCGUCAUAUUCGCCACUCUCCGAACGAGUGCUGUGCUCUUCCUUGUGCUUGGGGCUCUGACGAAAAACUGCUGUUGGUACUUUUGCCAAAUCUGCGAGUUGCACGAUCUGCGGACUUUCUGCUACUGAGUUGCUUGUUGUUGCCAAGACUGGAGGAGCUGCGGCUUCCCGAAACAUGGGACUCAGUUCUCAAUAAGCCGAUACCAGGUUUCUCGCUUCUUUGGGCAUACCUGUGCACCUACGGAAGAAGCCUCCGUGCAUUGGAUGUGGAGGGGACAGCCCCUCCACUUGCGACAUUUCUAGGGGCUGGAACGACCGUACAACCACUGCCAUUUCACAUACUGCCUAUUGAGGCCGUAGCAACCAAGGCUCUUCAGCGCUUAUUACUUGUUCACCGUGCUCAUCCACUUAUGGACCCUGCAAAUCUCUUGAAGGCCAACUCACCCGCUUCCACUUGUCCCGAAGGUACGCAGACAACUGCAGCAGCUACUGCAAAGGUUAGCGCGGGGAUUUCGGAGCUUGCUGCACGCACAGUCGCUGAUAUCUGGCACCGUCGUACCACUUCUAAUAAGCAAAAGCGAUGGCGAAUAGCCUGCCAAGACCUGCACUAUGAAGUGGGGCAGGGUGGAAGCUGUGCCGAGGAGCUUGAUAUAGACGUCCAUCCAGCCAUUAGCGAGAAAUUGCCUUGCGUACCCUGUCGAAGGGUCAGCAGCUGGGGCAUGACUCGAGGAGCUCCCGACGCUGUGGGACGAGAUGCUAGUAGCGCAAAGCCCCUGUUCGGUCUGAGGUUCGGCCAACUGAAACAUUUGCAAUGCCACUCGAGCUUCCUCCCUUACUUGGCGGAGCCGCUGCCGCAGUGUGGGUCGUUGCAGGGUCUCAACACAGAAGGCGAGUUGGACUCCGUCACGUGGUUUGUUGCUUUGCUAACGGGCAUUGAAAGGCUUUGCGUCAGAGUCCCCUGCCUGAACCCGUCCCGGAGGCGGUCUAGGGCUCCUCCUCCAGUCGCUCUUGAUAUGGACGAGGAAAGAACCCCCAGUUCUACGAGCCACCCUGAAGUCACUCUGCAUAUUAGGAAAUACGCCGGCACUGCAUUCUUCUUCACACCCAGCCUUUCGUGUCCCAAUCUUCAAGAGCUUCAGGUGUAUCGCGGAGAUGAUGACUUUGACUCAUUCCUGGCGGGCGGAGGGGCCUCUAAUUUGCAGGUUUUACGCUACGAUGGCCGUCUGUUUGGCGGGAGAGGAGCCGCAACGCCCCGGACACUCCUGGCGUCCCAUGAGCUACGAGUCAUUCGAAACACGGAAAGCUCUGUUCAGGAUGGGCAGAGGCUGCUAGAAGUUCUACGCCUUCCUCCAAGUUUCUCACCGCUCGAAGGUUCCCCGUUUGCCUCCCUCAGGGAGCUGCACGUAGGCACCCUCGAUGCAAGGGUCCUUCUCCGUCUUGCCUUGGCAGCUGCGUCUGCUGUGAAUCCGUUCCUUUCUUGUGCUUGGCGGCGCGUUCUUGAUAAUAGGAAGGCAGAACGACUGCAGCAGUUGCACCGAAAACGGCAGCUUUGGAUGCAACGUACACAAACACAGCGAGAUAACGAGGCUAUCCGGUUGCUGGUACGCCAACGCCGGCUCUACGAAGAGUAUACCGCGCGGCGUAGACGACUGAGGCGGUUAUCUUCUGCCAUUGCCGCCCGCCGAGAGCGAUUUGGAGGGGCCAGUGAAGGCCCUCGAAGGCCAGCGCGGCGCGAGCAUGAAGAGACUCACAGGCGCCUCACUCGUGAAGUGCACAGGAUGCGACAGCAACUACAGCAGCUACAGAGACGACUAGAAUCACUCGCUGCGGCUAACAUCCGCAAUUCCGCUAGUACCUCUGUAUCGCAAGAUUAUCAUCAGGUGCAGCGCUACCAUCGGUUCAGGGAAGGUCUUGAAAGAUUGAGGAGGCUGCAAAGCCACCAGCAACGACUAGUGGCGCUGAGGCGACUCCUACAAAUCAGUGUGACGCACGCAGUGCCACAUCCUUUGGACCCACUGCCGGGAGUGAGCGAAUACCGGCGGGCCAACGAGUUUGAAGCGGCAAGGCGCAAGCUUAGAGCCCAGCGAGGGAGAGAGCUUGACUUUGGAUGCAGCCGCAGGUGGUGCUUCUGGGGAUGCCAUAGAGCUGUGGCUGCACUGUCGCAGCUGCUGCCGCAGCUGCGUACUUGCGUGGUGCAACGCCUUCGGGGAAAUGCGGCUUCGCUGCGUCUGCUGCUUCGAGGAUUGCCCCGGCUCGAGGUGUUCGCAGUGGCGGAGGAACAGACAUCCCGCCGAAGGCAGCGAUUGCUACAGCUAGCCAGGAACUUAGGCUUCACUGUACGCCGCGGGCCGCUAGUCAUUCCGGCUCUCCACAACGACCUUGUCACUGUUUCUAUGAUUUCAAGGCAAUUUUGGAUUUCCAGUCGUGGUCCAUCUGGAAGGAAGGCGUCGGCGGCUUCUGUGGCUGCAGCUGAUCUGCUGGUGCAAGAGCUGUUAAAACGUCUAGCCAGCGGCUCUCAAGGGCAAAGUGCGUCUGCUCCCCAGGCUAAUACAGGGGAUACCUCAGCCUUCAGCCCCUGUUACGCCAUUCCUCCAGCUCUGUCCCGUGGUAUGAGAGUGUCUGAGGCUGCUGGUUGUUUGGCCGCCGCCGAGGGAUUCACUUCGACUGGGAGCGCAACGUUGGCGCCUACCAGGGAACCUUUGGCGUCAAGUAGCGGUGGUAUACCUGACUUUGGGAGACGCAAGCGACCUGCCACAUUUGAAGUUCCGACGCAAGCAGAAGCAGUUUUAUCCGCUUCUAGAAUUGCAGGAAAUACUCGUGCAAACCAAGCCGGCGCCCGAAGCCUUUCUCUGCGCUCUUUGAGAUGCUCCAUAUACACCAAGAAACGCCCGGAAGACUCCGAUUCCGGGGCAAUUAGCACUUCUAAUUCCAAGCGACGCCGUCGAAGACGCGGGGGGGGUGAAGACGAGGCUGCUGAUUUGCGUCGAGACAUGCAGAUGGCGCGGGGUCUAGCGGAAGAGCUUGAGGAGCAGCUGACGAGCUGA